AUGGGCGUAACCCGAUCGCCCGCCGCCGUGGAAUCUGCGACCGUUAACCGCGCAGAUGUGCUAAUGCCGCGUCGCGCCGCAUCGAGGCUUACUUACCGCGUCGCCCGUCACGUGAUCCCUCCAGUCGCAUUCGGCCAGACAGCGCUGCGCGGCGACGCAGAGACUAGACGCCAGAGCGGAGGAGGCGCGGGCCUGAGGCGGGCUAACAAUGAGAUGCACGCAGCGCUUUCACUAUUGGGCCCCUCGUCGCCGCGUUGCGUGACAUGUCGAACGUGUGAUCUAGAUUCGAGGUCUUGUGGUGGGGGCACGCGUGACGUCACCGGACGCGGCACGUGCCUCAUCCGGGGCCAUAAACGGAGCGCGAUUUUAAUGCGCUUAAAAGGAACGGCCUCAUUUGGAAAGGCGACGCGGUUUUUGUCGGGACCUAUGCAAACAGCGCGUCCGGCCGCGGCGAGCAAAGCGAGCCAAUGUCCACGCGACACUCUGUUUGGACAGGACGGGGCACGCGCGCAGCGCUCUUCACGCUCAGGCUCUGGCCUCGUCCGACGGACGCCUAUCCGGGCGCCCUCCCGCAGAGACGAUCAUGUGUCCAAAGGUGAAUAUAGGAACGAGUGUCGGCACAGAAACGGCUGUAUAGGCGGAUGCCACAUCGCCUGC
Messenger RNA from Iphiclides podalirius (scarce swallowtail), 657 nucleotides. The record is from the annotation of a GenBank genome assembly. Lineage: Eukaryota; Metazoa; Arthropoda; Insecta; Lepidoptera; Papilionidae.